Molecule: messenger RNA, 4977 nt
Organism: Nestor notabilis (Kea)
Lineage: Eukaryota; Metazoa; Chordata; Aves; Psittaciformes; Psittacidae
Gene: TASOR2
Product: family with sequence similarity 208, member B
Exons: 20
Biological process (GO): negative regulation of gene expression, epigenetic
Cellular component (GO): nucleoplasm
Source: RefSeq, a predicted model, not a curated record
GGGAAGGUGAAGGUGAUCUCUGAGAAUUACACAACCAGCUAUACCUGCCCAUCUCCUGGCUAUGACUGCCACGUUGCCAUGAGCAGAAGCAACCUACCAUCAAAGACCAGUUGCUGCCAGGCCUUUGAGCAGAGCCAGUACUACGUGUAUGAAGUGUCUGGUGGCAGCACUGCAGAGCGGCCCAGGCAGAUCUGCCCCUACAUCAUCAUUGCCUGCCAGUACAGGGAGCCAAAGGAAAUGCCUGUCUUGGCCAUAGAGAGCCUACCUGAGCUUAACCACGAAGCAUUGUACUGCCCAUGGAGGGGGCAGCUCUCCAUCCAGGGCCAGUUUCUGUGCAGCAUCGCCCUGAGGACCUCACACAGCUCGACGAUCCCAGCCCAGCUACCUCCCAACCUGGACAUUAAGCAUGUUGUGGGUUUGUCUGAAUUAAAGAGAAAGCUACCAGAGGCUGCAUUUGAGAAAAGAAAUUACACUGGGAAUGAAGUUUGCUUUCAGGGUGUUUACUUCAGUCUCUAUGAAGUAGAAAUAUCAAAUAAGGAGCAAUAUAAAAUGGAUCACUUAAUAGAAAAACUCCAGGAGAAGGACUUGGCAAUAAUCAAAUAUUUACAAGAUCAAGGAGUCCUUAUCCUCCUCACGUCCUCCGCCUUGGCACGAGAUGAUGGGUUUGAUCCCAAGGAGCCUGUCAGCCUCCUGGCCCUGUUCCUGUUCACCUCCUCCCGGUCAAUGGGACUGACAGCCGAGGAUGAAUGUAUUAUUCCCUUUAAGAAGUGUUCAGAGGAGUCCUUCUCCCAGCUGCAGAGUUACCUCUCUGAUCCCAGCAGCUACACUCUGGCAUUGUCAACUGCCUUAGAAUGUGUGACUGGUGCUGCUCAGCCUCUUCACUGUGAUUCAGAGGCGGCUGGUAAAACAGACCUGUCUUCACCUCUGCCACCAGAUCUGAUUCUCCUCAACACAGCAGCAGAGGUAGAAGUCAGCAGUGAAAACCCAAAGACCAGCCUGCGGCUGGACCAGAGUAAUGAGACGUCUGCAGAAGAUGUCAGCUCAGCCAGCAAGCUCUGGGUGCAGAGGAGCAGGAAGAAACCCAGGAAAGAGGUUAGAACCAGCACCAAGGAUGAAUUGCCACUCCUCAAGAAGCAAGUGAGAGAAAGCAGCAGAAACAGGAGAGCAGCCAAGGAGAUCAACCUUGCUUCAUCUUAUCCUGAAAAGCCAGGAUUCACAGACAGUUCCGAUGAGCCCACACUUAAAUUAGCCAACAGGCAGUUGCCACGGAGAAGGAAAAGAGGUGCAGAGGUCCUGUCUGCAGAAUUGAUGCACAAAACACAGUCUGGAGCUGUUCAGGAGGAAACUUUAGCUCCUGAUGCUCCUGCCUUGGAAACCAAGAGACCAAAGCUACUGAAGGAGACGGACAUGAGCAACGUUCCUGUUGCUGAGAGCGUCACAAAGCCAGUGAAAAGGAAGGUGUUAAAACAUGCGGCUAAAAGAUCCUCAAAACGUCGAGCCAAGAGGCGAGCAGGAAGUGAGCACCAGGAGCCAUCCUCUGUUCUCCUAAGAGAAGCUUCUUCCCAGCACCAAGAAGUUGACAGCAAAAUGGGUGAGGUUUGCCCAGAUGGGGUUGGUGAUCCUGAUUUCAACCUGAAGGGGAACAGCUACGAGCCCAAUGCCUUGAACUUGCUGGCUGACCUGGCUCUGGGUUCCUGUAGUUCUUUGUUUGUCCCCGUGGACAAUGAGGUGAUGGCCGAGUCCUGCAGCCCCUCCAGUGGCUCUCCAGAGGAGCAGCAAAGUCAUCCCAAGAAUAUAUCCUCAUGUGUUGCUUCCGACCAUGAAUACCACAGGCUGAACCAGCUGGCAAAGGGAGACCCCUCUCUUAGCAAAGCGGUGCCAAACCAGAAGCUUCCUGACUUAAAUGACUUGGCCUCUAUUCCCAGGGAGAAAAACUCCAAGGUUUUCUGUAUGAAGAAGGGAUUAAGGCCCAGGCCAGGAAAACCCCAUGCGUUGCCUCCAAAAGAGACUCCAAAAGCUGCCAAGGUGAACAAGGUGAACAGUAACACCAUCAUCUCUGCUGAGCACUCAUACGCCUCACAGAUGCCCGAGUGCUCAAAGAAACACGUGUAUCCCAAAGGUACCCCCCACCCUGCACCAGCACCCGCUAGAAAUGGGACCAGGAGCACCCGAGGAAGACCCCUGGUUGGGAAGGUGCUGCCCUUCAGGCACCAGCAGAGCAGCAGGCACCCGCAGGCCAUGGCCACGAGGCGCAGGAGCAGCCCCAGGAUGAAGGAGAACUUUGCCAAAAGCCACACAGUGAACAUCUGUGGUGAGUCCAUAAAGGUGACAUGCCACUGGGAUGCGCAGUAUCUCUUCCAUUUGGACAGCAGAUACACCAAUGAUGCCCUGGAGAAGACAGUCAACCGUGCCCUGCAUGGGCCCUGGGACUCUGAUCUCCCUGAAGAUGUGGAAGAGGUGAAGCUGAUACUUCACAUGUGGGUGGCUCUCUUCUACAGCAAACCCAAACUGCUGAGCAGCACGAGGAUUGUGGUGGAGCACAGCAACCCCAAGAAGUAUGUCUCAAUAAACACCACUUGGGACUUCCUUGAGUUAAGUGAUGAUGGUGAGGACUGUUCUGGGUUGGAGAUGUGCCCUGCAGACUCUCGAUCAGACCCGGACCAGACUCCCAGCAGCUCUCUGGAUCACACCACACGUAGCCAGGGUCAGUUCCACCCAGAGCAAAGCCCUGCAGACUCUCAGACUGAUGCUGAUGGGACUCGUGGUGUUGUUGAUAGCACAGUGUCAUCUUCUUCAGGAGAGCUGCCCUGUGGGGAGGAGGAGCCUUCCUCCACAAGCUGUCCUGAGGGCCUUUCCCUGCCUGAGCAUGCCAAGGAGAGCCUGGCUGUGAAAGACAAAGAGCCUGCAGCCGUUCCUGAGGAGCAUGGACAUCACAUCUCAACCAUCACUGAGGAGGAGCCACCCAAGGAGAGACUGAUGGAUGCUACAGUCACCCCCAGCCCUUCUGAAGUAAGCUCCAGAAAUCCAAAGCCUGGUGGAGCCCGGAGGAAAGGGAGGGAAUCGCAGGACCUCUUUGGAUAUUCAGAGGAAGAGGUGGAGGAGGUAGAAGAAGAGAAGGAGGACUCUGAAUAUGAAAGCACGGUGCUGGAGCCUGGCUUUUUGGCAUUCUCUGGAAGCAGUGAUGACAGCAUGGACUGUGACCACAAAAGCCUGGAGCUGGGUGAUGCUGACGGUGUCUCAGAUGGGCUCCUGAGCUCCGAGCAGCUCCCCAGCAAAGUCACACGCAUGGAUUCAACCUUUGAAGAUCUGCCUGAGGCUUCCUCCAGCGACUCCAACCAGGAGACUUCAUGGUCCCCGUUUACAGCCGGAGCUUCCUACAGCAGAUCCCUGGAUGCUGCGGGCACAAGGACUAACUGUGGCUCCCGCUCUGGGAGCUCGGUGCACUCAGCGGGGCGCAGCGAGGACUGCGGCUCACUGGGCACGGAGGGGAGCUGCUCACGGGCUGAGCAUGGCUGGACCAUGAGCCCAGGGGAGACCAGCAACGAGCACGUCCCACCACAUGUCACCAUUAGGGACAGGCGGGGGAUUGCCAAGCACUACAGGAACCUUGUGGUCACCAGGAAGUGCCAGGAGCCUUGGAAGAGGCACAGACACUGUGUGGGGCAGUCUCAUUUGUUACGGUCGCUGUGGGGGACUUGGAGGGGGUUUGAGGGAAUCACCCAGCACACUUUGGACAUGGAGUGCCUCCGUUUCCAUGAUAAGCUAAAACACAUCCUAAGGAAUGGGAAACCACCUUUUUCUACCUCCAAAAGUAUCUUCCCAAAAGACUUUUGUCCCCAGGUGAUGUCUGAGACAUCUCCUGUGCCAGAAGCUCCCAUCCCACGGAGCAGGAGCCCUUUGCAGGUGACAAUCCUGCCCUGGGACCCGUGGCCGAGCGGGCUCGGCUGGCACGAGCCUGGGGACCAGCGCGCCCCGUGGCAGGACGCCCUCUGUGACACGAGGAGCAGGUCCCAAAGCAGGAGCCAGGGCUUCCACCUCAGCAAGCUCAAGUACCACCACAAGCUCAAGGACUCGCAGGGGGACGUUGCCAUCAUCAUUGAUGAGUUCAACAGGAUGAUGCUGAGCAGGGCUGAUAGAGGGGCACAGGGCCAAGAGCAUGUCCUGCUGCACAGGGAGGACACGAGCGAGUGGACGUGUGCGUCCCUCCCCAGGAGGAUGGAGACCUUCGAGGAGAUGAUCACAGACCUGUGCACCUCGCUGCGUUCCCACCUCUGCAGCGUGGCCAAGGAGACCUUGCUGAGGAAAGGAGGACACGUGGAGACCGAGCCCCUGAGCUUCUGCCAAGCGAAGUGCCUGGACACUGACAGGCUGCUCGUGGUCAUCAGGAACAAGGACAUCUCCUCACACAUCCACAGCGUCCCGUGCUUGCUGCAGCUGAAGCACUGUCCCAACGUGGUGUUUGCUGGGGUGGACAGCCCUGAAGAUGUACCAGGUCACACGUACCAGGAGCUGCUCCAUUCUGGUGGUUUCGUGGUGUCAGAUGAGGGCUUGUUGGAAACGGUGACACUGGGCCAACUGAAGGAGGUGGUGGACGUGCUGGAGAUGCUGAACAGAAGUGGGAGGUGGAAGUGGCUCCUUCAUUACAAGGAGAGCAAGAAGCUCAGAGAAGACAUCAGAGUGGACCCCAAUGCCCACAAGAAGCAUUUGAUCCUCAGAGCGUGCCAAGGAGCAGAUCUCAUGGAGGUGCUGCACUACCACACGUGUGACUCGGUGUCAUCCCCCAGCUCUGAGCACAUCAAGUGCUUGUUGAACCUGCAGGUUCAACACAUCAGCGCCAGGUUCGCUGUGUACCUCACAGAAACACCCGAUGUCAGCAGGGAGGUCCUUGAAAGCAAAGGAAUCCUCGUGGCUGAUGUCAACACUUUCCUUGGGAAGGUGCAGAAAGCGGCUGCUCCGUUUAGAAGAAGCUACUGGUAA